UCUCCACUCUUCGAAUUCUAAAAGGAGUUCUUUUUUCAUUCAAAUCCAUCGACUCCAUUUCUGGUUCCUGCAGAAAGGCCACAGCUUUAUGUGCAAAUACUAAAAAUUCCCUGCAAAGUGGGAAAGCUCACUUGGACACCCAUUUGUGUAGGAUAAGGAAGUGCUAAUAAAAGAUAUGGAGGAUUGGAGGGAGGGAGAGUGGGUGUGGAAGUGGAGAUGGAAUAGGGAGCUACUAGGACAUGAUCAUACUGUUUUGCAGGAACUCAUUGAGCUGCUCAAGAAGAAAAAAUUAAAACAAAGGAAACAAGAUCAAUGGAGAUGGAGGCACAACUCGAUGGGUAGUUACGCUACAAAAUCAGCAUAUAAUGAAUUAUCAAAUGAUACAAGGCAGCUGGAUCUGGUACAGUAUAGCAGAAUAUGGAAUAAGGAUGUACCACUGAAAGUAUCAGCUUUUGCUUGGAAGGCCCUCCAAAAUAGGAUUCCCACAAGAGAUAAUUUGCAAAAAGAGGUAUUGUGGGAACUGAAUCUGAUUUCUCUUGUGUUUUGUGCGGAUACAACCAGGAAUCUGUUAACCACCUAUUCUUCACGUGUGCAACAAGGUGGAAGAUUUGGCAAUCAUGCUGUGCGUGGUGGGGUUUCCAAUUUGCUUCAUCAAAUGAAGGAUGGGGCCAUCUUCAACAACAUAUGGGUAUGGUUUUAAACGAAAGAGUCAAGAUAGCAUGGAAUGUGAUCUGGUUUACUGUACUGUGGUCUAUUUGGCUUUGGAGAAACCAGCUGAUCUUCAAGGAAGGCGCUGAACCCCUUGAGUAUGUGGUGAACUUAAUCAAGCUAAGAUCCUUUU
Molecule: messenger RNA, 841 nt
Organism: Rubroshorea leprosula
Lineage: Eukaryota; Viridiplantae; Streptophyta; Magnoliopsida; Malvales; Dipterocarpaceae
Source: the annotation of a GenBank genome assembly